AGAAGAUUUUGCUAAAUGACUCAUAGGACUAAGGAAUCAACAGGCGAUUUUCCUGCCGACAGUGCGAAAGGUUUUCAUUUCCAUAAUCGCCCAGAAGCAAUUCCUUUCACUUUCUGGGCUUCUGGUUCGAUGCAGCCCUCCUUCUAUCCAUGUUCUUAUCGAUCUGGGUUGUCCUUAACUUCACCUAAACGAUCUGCCAGGUUCGAUAUGGCUACUCCUGAUGAACUAAACGACGUUGCGAAUGAUUUGAAUUUAGCACAGUUACGACGAUUUCUUUAUUUAGGAGAUGAAUGUCAUUGUUUUCCACGAUCUGUUAGCUAUCCAUUUAGCCCAGAAAGAUCGCAACUAAUCAAGGAACUGGAAAAUGCUGAAUUGGUUUCUGAAGCUUUGAAGGAAAUUACUGAGGCCUUCAAAAAUGGGCAUUAUUUAGGAAUUGAAACAUUAAUUUAUGCUCUCGCAGCAUUGGGGCAUUCACAAAAGGAGAUAACAAAGUCUGAAGCUUUGAGAUCAGCCUCUAAAAUCUGUACUUCUGCCUCUAUGAUGCUUACAUUUGCUCACAUUUAUAAAGAUAUAUCAAAGCCCAAUAAAGGUUGGGGUAGAGCACACAGAAAGUUUUUAAUCAGAUGGUACAAUGGGAAAGAUGCUAAAGAUUUGGCAGCAGAAGUAACAAAAGUUAAAUCGUGUCAUAAAUGGACACAUAAAGAUGUUCUUUGCAUGGCUCAUGUAAAGGCUGAACAAGCAGGUACUGCUGCAAUUUUAAAAUACCUUGUGAAGGGCUUAGAAGUGGCAGAGAAAGAUCAUGGCUCUGAAUCUGAUGCUGUUCCCAUUUUAAAUUAUUUGAAAGGUGUGUAUGAAGUCUCCCAUAGCUCUGACCCAGAAACUGUUGCUAGACUCAUCGAAGCUCAUGAUUUGUGCCUUCAACAUAUACCAUCAAAGCUCUUAAAAACCAAAGAGGUGUCACUAUGUAUCAUUCCUCGAAUACCUAUUCAGAAUCUCCUAGAACUCCUACCUCAAUUCAACAAAGCUGGCUUAUUAAAGCCAAAUAGUCCUCAUUACAAAGCUGUUCUUGAAAGACUUGGCUCUGAAGAAGCUUUAGAGAAUACUAUGAUUGGUCCGUUGGAGUCUUUCUUAGCAAUCAGGAAGUGGCAGAUAUCGAACAAAAUCCUGCCAGGAAAACCCAUGGUGAGGCAGAGUACUCCAGCUUUGGAUGAUGCUCUUCAGAAUUUGCAUCUAGCUUCUUUUAAGAAUGUGAAAGCUACAGAGAAACGAUAUUUAGUAGCUUUAGAUAUUAAUUUGACCAUGAAUCACAGCAAGUGUGCCAGUGGUAGCGCUCUGACUCCUUCCCAUGUUAGUGAUAUUGCUCUCCUGGCUCUUCUCAAAGCUGAAAUUUCAAAUGUUACUACUAUUGUUUUCUCUGGUGGUGAAGUUCUUCCAGUUGAAAUUAAUCAUAAGAUGAAUCUUGGGGAUGUUAUUGAACAUUUAAAUGAAAUAACAGCUGGUCCUGUGUUUUUAUCUGCCCCUCUAAACUGGGCUCUUACAAAGAAGAUGCGUUUUGAUACUUUUGUGCUUUUUACCGAUCGUUUAUCCAGCACACAAGAUGAUGACUUAGCAAACGUCUUCAAAGAGUACAAGGAGACAAUGCAUUUGCCUAAUGCAAGAUACAUAUUGUCUACUCUUUGUGACCAGACAUCAUCUUUCCCUCAUGAAGAUCCUUCUUUCCUAAACAUUGUUGGUUUCAACACCAAACUGCUACAGAUAAUCCAAGAUUUCUCGUGUGCUGUGUUUUAACCGAAAGCGGCCUUUAAGACAAAAUACUUUCCUGAAACGCUGAGCAGAUGCUUUCUUCUCCUUUUAUAAACAUAAACAAGGUGUGGAUAUUUCUUGCGCAUGCAGCUCUUUUAUCCUGAAGAAAGUGGAGAAAGUUAAUAUUUUUGCGUAUCAUGAGGACGAUUCACCAGACAAAUAUUUUGGCAAAACUGAAUUGAAGUUUUUUAGUUGGAAGUUUUAUAUUUUGGUCUCUAUCUAUCAUUUGUAGUGCUUCUUUGUAGGAGAUUAUUCCAUCACUUUAUUCCUCCACCUGUAAGAAUUUUUUAUCUACUUAAUUAAAAAUGUUUCUUGUUGGAAUCGACCCAUUCUGCAAUUAGUGGAAGAAUAAGUUUGAGAAAGCAAUGAUUUUAAAUUGAAAAUAUCAAAUAUUCUCCUAGGAUAAGAAUUAAGAACUUUUGUAAAUGGGCAUAGUCUUAAGAAUUUUUUUAUAUAGAAUAAUAAAAAAAAAAAAAAAAAACACUGAAUUCAAUUAUUCAAUUUUAAGCAACCAUAAUAAUCAUAAAUAAAAAUAUUGACAAAAUCAAUUUAUAGCAUUUAGAAAAAAUAGUGAAGUUGGUUGAUCUAUAUUGCAUAUUAAUAAUUGCUAUGGUGGCAUUUAUUAACUAUUCAAAUAUUUUUAUUUGCUUUAUUAUUUCUGUUUUAAUUUUGUUUUAUUCUAUUCGAUUUUAACUUUCACUAUAGCAAAAUGAACCGUAUACAAGCUACUGAUUGUUAGGUCAUUAUGAUAUUAAUGUGCAAUGUACUUGUUAAGUGUACUUAUCUUGGAACUUCACAACUUUCUGUUUUUUGCAUUUAUAUUUAAUUUUUGAUGGGAAAGGUCUCUUAUUUUUUAAAAACCCUUUAGUUGAAAUGUUGGCACAUAUUUACAAUUAAGAAUAAGGGGAAAAAAAGUCAUUUUUUCAUCCUAUUCUUUUUUAUUCUGUACAAGAUUUAAAAUAUGACUUAUUUGACAUAAUUUAAGUAACAUUGAAUCAUUUAAAGGUAUUAAUCAUAAAAGUGUAGCUUAGAUAGUAACAUUUAAAAAUAUUUAUUAACAUCAGCAAUUAAGCAUUUUUUUCAUAUCUGAAUCAAUCUUUUUAUAAAAACUGUUACUGUCAGAAAAUAACAUUUCAACUGUUAUUUUACUGCAAUGUGUGGCAUACUAUUUUGAAUCAUUUAUAAAUUGUUUUAUAUGUAACAAUUUAUGAUAUACUUUUAUAAGCAAUUACUGACAUAAUAAAUUCCUUGAGAAGUUUGAUAACUUUUUAAUGUUGUAUAUUUGCUUAUGCCAGUUGCAGAAUGGGUUAAAUGUUUUAUAUUUAUUUGUAUUUCUUUGAGCAGCUGCAUUAAAGCGAAUUAAAUGUGAUGUAUUCCGUGAUAAGCUGCAAUUGAUCUAGCAGCUUAUAAAAGUAUAAACUCUUGUUACGAAAAAAUGUGUGAUCAUCAUUGUGAUGAUUUGCAAUUUGUAAUGUAAGGUAGGCAUUAGAUAUUCUUAAUUUCCAAAAUGUAACUGAUUUAUAUCUUGGAAGGUUUUAUGAUAGUUGGAUAAAAAAAAUUAUCUUAUGUAUUAGUGAAAUUGAGCAUUUGUGUAAUAAGUAGGGUUCCUGCAUCAAGUAAGAGUACCUUGAAAAUUACGUAAUGGUUUAAAAAUGUAAUAAAUUAAAAAAAAUUUUUUUUUCUUAAUUUUCAGAUUUUGAUAAAAUUUUAAAUAUUAGAAAUAAGUUUAAUGAUUUUGCAUUUAUUAUUCUUGUUAGUUUUGUUUGUACUUAUUUUGUAUGUACUUCUUUUAACAUAUUUAUUUAUGUGUAGAUAUUUUAUUCUUUAUAUCAUGUGCAAUUUAAUUUUUUUUUGUUUUGGGGAAUCUCAUUUGCAAAAGUAUAAGAUUUAUUAAUGUGUUCUAAAUGUAAGGAUUAAUAUAGGGGCUGACAUACAGUUAGAACAGAAUACAUUGGUACUAGCUAAUUGGUAAAUGUUUAUAGUCCUUCAAUGAUGUCGCAGUGUUAUACAUUAAUUAUUUCCAAUAACAUUUUAAAGCAAUAUCAGUCCUGUUUUUGUUUCAGAUGAAAUAGUUUAUUUUUUAAUUCCUUCAUGAUUAAUGCCCUUAUAAAGAAAGAAGUGCUUCCCAGGAUUGGACCUGGCAAACACUGUUUAUUAUUAUAGGCCACAUUUUUCUCUUGUUAAGCCUUACAUUUCAUAAAAAAUAUAUAUACAAUAAUGUGUAUCUGUAAGAAAACAUGGAGGAAUCCUACUUGUUAUAUGAGUAAAUAUUUUAAAUUCAAGUAAUCCGAAUUUCAGAUGAAUUAAAUUUUGAAAUUUUCAAAGAUGUAGAUAAUAAUAUAGUAAAUUAUUGAAAAAAAUUACUUUGAACUUUUUAAAAUCUUGAUCAUGAUUUUAAUGAUUUAAUCAUAAUUCAUCAGCCUAUUAAGGCUCAUACUGUGUUUUUUAAAAAGUUGCCAUAGUAUAAAAAAGUGUAUUGUGUCUUUAAACAGUUAGGGAAUUUAGAACGGAGCUUCUUUAUUGACUGUACCUGCAAAAUCUCACUGCCAGUUCUCACAGUUUUAAAAUGAAUACAUUUGUUUGAGUGCAAAAUUAAUUUUACAGUGCAGUAUAGUUAUUAUUAAUUUCUCAAAUGUAAAAAUGGAAAUAUUUUGUAUUAAUUUUUGAAUUAUAUUAAUCUGAGAUUUUUAUGUUGCUUGUGAACCAAAGCUCCCUAUAUGUUUUUUUUUGAAAUUUUAUUUUGUCCUUUUUAGCAUGGAUUUUUUUUUCUCAGAAUUAUGGAUUUUUCAGGGUUUUUAUUAUUUGUAGUAGAAAUUCUAAACUUUAUUUUGGGUAAUGAAUUGAAAAACACAUUUUUUUUUAAUGGCUAUAUUUUGUAUUCAUUGCUUUUGUUAAUACAUCACUUUAUUUGUAUGCACAAUUAGUGUGUUUAUAUAGUAUAGGUACACUUCUUUUAAAUUUAUUUUAAAUGUAUUGUCCUAAGUGUAAACUUGGUUUUUUUAUUAUUAUGAAUAAUUUCUCUUAUAGGAAAACUUGUGUUGUCAAGGUAUAUAAAAAGUUGCUAGUUGCCUCUUCUAUUUUUAGAAUCAGUGAAAUAAAACUUUUAAUUGCAAAAUUGUGAGGUUGUCUUGAUUGCAAAUGUAGUUACCUCU
Molecule: messenger RNA, 4955 nt
Organism: Argiope bruennichi
Lineage: Eukaryota; Metazoa; Arthropoda; Arachnida; Araneae; Araneidae
Product: RNA-binding protein RO60-like
Exons: 8
Coding region: 16-1788 (590 amino acids)
Cellular component (GO): ribonucleoprotein complex
Molecular function (GO): RNA binding
Source: RefSeq, a predicted model, not a curated record